UUGGGUACCUUAUUUUCAGUCUGCCUGCUCGGUUCGCUGGGGAUAUCCAUGUCGACAUUUGUCUUGCGGGCAAAAUACUGUUGGUUCGGCAACAUUUUGAUAAUAAUCGAUGGACUAUUACAUAUGAAACUUUGUUUAAUACGGAAAAUAUUUGGUACCGCUUAUGUAAUAAACGCUGAUUAAUGCUGCAACAUGCAAUCAAUAGGGUGCGGAUUAUUUGUUUUGUUCUGUAUCGGAAGUGCGCCGGCGCACGCGGACUCUGAUUGUACAUCAUACAACCUAACUUACAUAGCUCCGUCGGUAGUCUCGCCAUAUCGUUUCGCAGUGCAUUUGCUUACGGUGAAAGAAUGCAUCCUUUACUUCAACCUUGCAGCCAAUGGAUCUAUGUGCCAGCUAAUCCCCGGCUCCAAUUUAUGUACAGUAAAUGACAAAACGCCACGCGGACGUGUGAUGCUGAACACGUACGUGGAGAUCGCAUGCAUAUACAAACCUCGUGCGUUAGUAAUUAAAACCACCAAACGGGUGAGCCAGAUCAGUCCGCAGCGUGCAGUAGUUCUGGACUUGUUAGAAAUUCCUGGCAAAGAGGAUCUGAUUACCGUUGCCGUUGUCGAACCAAUCCGCAACCAAACUGUAGGCCUGACCGUUACUGGAUGUUACGCGCCGAAUACUACGUCCCGAAUACAUAACCUGGGUACUAUUCCUGCACUUCACAGUAUUGGUCUCCAUGGCUGCCGUGAUCUAGCGAUCCAGAAAUCGGAUUUCGAUCGAGUGCCGCAACUUCGUCAGGUUGUGUUUGAUUUAUCCACGACAGACACACUGGAGCCAGGCACGUUCACGGAUUUGCCUCACUUACGCAACUUGGUAUUGGAGAAAAAACUGAUCUUGGCGCUGAUUAGUGCAAAAAAUCCUAACCGAACCAGCAAUUUUUCCAACGAUCGCUAUAUCGACUAUGUUUAUACUCUGCACUGUGACUGCUCGUUUGCCUGGUUGCGCCGUUUUUUUAAGCAGAAUCGAUAUUUGAUUGAAGGAAAGGAACCCGGCGAAGUGUUCAGAAUCGGAAGCUAUUUCUCCGAAGCUGUCAGGAAGACUGGGAAUGGUACGGAUGUCUUCAGUGUGGAUUGCUCCAAGAAGGUGACAUUGGAAAACAUUUGGGCAGGCAAUGAGUUUUCGUACAAUACAUCAUGCUCUAAUGAAAUGAUAUGCUAAUCCAAAUUAUAAUUUCCUAGCUUUGCUUCGGAAAUUAUUACAGGACGCUGGCGCAUUUGAAAUGAUACAUGUGCAAAAUCAUUCUACAGUAAAUAGAUUUUAUCACCUUCACUUUUUAUGACGUUAUUUUUGCUUCCUUAUUUGGCGUCAUUUCAUACAUACUUUCGUAACGAACAGAAAGACAAUUUUUAGUUUCGUUUAAAUUAGAGAUAAUCCGCAUGGCUCCGGUUAAUAGCCUGUGAUCGUUGUCUUGUCAGGAGACAGUUUGCAUUCCUUUGUACAGCACAUUUUUCUGCAUUCCCUGUUUAUGUUGUCGACCUUUUUACCAGGACAAGAACUGAGUGAGCGGCC
Molecule: messenger RNA, 1557 nt
Organism: Paramacrobiotus metropolitanus
Lineage: Eukaryota; Metazoa; Tardigrada; Eutardigrada; Parachela; Macrobiotidae
Exons: 2
Coding region: 193-1206 (337 amino acids)
Source: RefSeq, a predicted model, not a curated record